Rotaria sp. Silwood2 is the source of this 11328-nucleotide messenger RNA. The record is from the annotation of a GenBank genome assembly. Lineage: Eukaryota; Metazoa; Rotifera; Eurotatoria; Philodinida; Philodinidae.
AUGAAAUUUAAUGCAAGUUAUUUCUAUCGAUGGAAAGAUGGUUCAUGUAUUGAAGUAGGUCCAGUUAAAUAUGAUAAAUCAACAGUUGCAACCCAUGCGGUAAAUGGUCAUGGAGGUUUAGAUUUCGAUACAUCAUCAGGAAUAGUACCUGUUGGUGCAAAAACAACAAUAACAACAUCAUCAUCAAGUCAAGAAGCUCAACAUAUAUUUUCAUUUUAUGAUGAUAUUCGAUAUAUUCCCGAAAUACAUGAAAUGGCUACAGCAACACAAGGUGUUGUAGUAAAUACAAUUAAUAAUCUGAAGAAAUUUUUACUUAAAUUUCGUAACUUUAAACAUUUAUGGCGUACAGAUAAAUUGGCAGUCUGUGAAAAAUUCUUUGCUAAAAAUCCAUCAUUAGGUGUGUUUGAUGAAGAAGUAAAUAAAUAUCAAAAAAAUCUUGAUGAAUUGAAUGCAAUGGUUCGUUCAAAAGAGUUUGAAUUUGUACAAUUAAAUCUUACAUCAUUUUUAAAUGAUUUAAUUGGACAUGCAAAAGAAACUAUACAUAUGUUUAGUAAAUUUCUUGCUGAUGAUGCUAAAGCACGAUUAUUUGAAUUACGUGAUAAACUUGAUGAAUAUGAAAAUAAUAUUAAACGAACAACUGAUACACUUGAAGAUUUAAAAUUUGUAUUACGAACUAUUGCUGAAAUUCAAAAUCAAUCUGAUGUUAUUGAAACUAAAAUUAAUGACGUCAAAGAUAAAUAUAAUCUAUUAGAAAGUUAUAAUCAAAAGACAACUGAAGAAGAAACUUUAAUUCUUAGUUCACUUAAUCGUCGUUGGAGUGAAAUAUCUCUUAAUUCUAAACAUCGUGAUGUUAACUUAAAACGUGUUAAAAGUCGUUUUACUGAAAUAACUCUUAUUCAACUUGAUCGUUUAAGAAAAUCUAUUGCUGCAUUUGCUGAUAAAUUUGCUCGAUAUGGUCCAGGUUCAAUAAAAAAUGCUGAUGAAUUACCACAAGGUUUAAAAUUAAUGAGAACCUAUCGUGAUGAAUUAACUAGACUUGAAGUUGAUAAACAAGAAUUAACAAAUGCUGAAAAAUUAUUUAAUUUACCUAUAUCAUCAUAUCCUGAAUUAUAUAUUAUACAAAAAGAAAUGAAAAAUUUAGAAAAACUUUAUCUAUUAUAUGAACAACAAUUAAAAGCACGUGUCCAAUGGUCUGAAGCAUUAUGGCGUGAUUUAGAUGUACAAUUAUUAAUUGAUGGUAUUGAAAAUUUUAUAAAAGAAUUAAAAAAAAUGCCACGCGAAAUAAAAGGAAUGUCAUUAGCAAAAUUAAUUGAAUUAAAUAUGAAAGAAUUUCGUGAAUCAUUACCCUUAAUGUUAGACUUGAAAAAUGAAGCAUUACGUGAACGUCAUUGGCGUAUGCUUAUGAAAGAAACAAAUAUUGAAUUUGAUAUGAAUCCAGAAUCAUUUACAUUAGAAAAUUUAUUUCAAAUGAAUUUACAACGUUUUAAUGAUACUAUACAAAAUAUUGUUACAUCAGCUACGAAAGAACUUCAAAUUGAAAAAGGUGUACGAGAAGUUGUUGAUGCAUGGGAUAAAAUGAAAUUUAGUGUUAUUAAAUAUGUUAAAGGAAAUCAAGAUCGUGGUUUUGUACUAGGAGCUUGUGAUGAAGUUUUACAAGCAUUAGAUGAUCAUACAAUGGCAUUACAAAGCAUGGCUGGUUCGAGAUUUAUUGGACCAUUUUUAUCAACUGUACAACAAUGGGAAAAAAGUUUAUCAUUAAUUGCUGAAGUCAUUGAAUUAUGGAUCAAUGUACAACGUAAAUGGAUGUAUCUUGAAGGUAUUUUCGUAAGUGGUGAUAUCCGUUCUCAAUUACCUGAAGAAGCAAAAAAAUUUGAUGAAAAAAAUAAAUUAUUUAAAACAAUUAUGACUGAUACAUAUCGUGAUCCAUUAAUAAAAAAACAAUGUCAUAUACCAAGUCGUUUAGCAGAUCUUGAAUCAAUAUUUGUUGGUCUUGAACGUUGUCAAAAAAGUUUAAAUGAUUAUCUUGAUUCAAAACGUAAUGCAUUUCCAAGAUUUUUCUUUAUAUCUGAUGAUGAACUUUUAUCAAUACUUGGUUCAGCUGAACCAUCAGCUAUACAAGAACAUAUGAUUAAAAUGUUUGAUAAUGUAGCUAGUUUACGUUUAAUUAAAGUUAGUGAUACAAUAACUCAAGCACAAGCAAUGAUAUCAGCUGAAAAAGAAGAAAUGCAAUUUAAACAAAGUGUUAUUACUGAAGGACGAGUUGAAGAUUGGAUGACGAAAGUUCUUGAAGAAAUGAGACGAACUAAUAAAACAAUUACAAAAGAAGCUGUUUAUUAUUAUCGUUUUCGAAAAACACGUAUUGGUUGGAUGUAUAAUUAUCAAGGAAUGGUUGUUUUAGCUGCUAAUCAAAUAUGGUGGAGUUGGGAAGUUGAAGAUACUUUUAAUAAAGUUGCCAAAGGUCAAAAAAUGGGUAUGAAAAACUAUGCUAAACAACUCAAUGCUCAAAUUGAAGAAGUUGUUACUGAAAUUCGAAAUCCAUUAGCUAGCAAUGAUCGAAAAAAAUUUAAUACUGUACUUAUUAUUGAUGUACAUGCAAAGGAUAUUAUUGAUAAGUUUGUAAGGGAUAGUAUAUUGGAUGCACGUGAAUUUGAAUGGGAAAGUCAAUUGAGAUUCUAUUGGACUAAUGAACCAGAUGAAUUAAUGAUUCGGCAAUGUACUGGUGAAUUUGGUUAUGGUUAUGAAUAUAUGGGUUUAAAUGGUCGUUUAGUUAUAACUCCACUUACAGAUCGAAUUUAUUUAACAAUUACACAAGCUUUGUCAAUGUAUCUUGGUUGUGCACCAGCUGGUCCUGCCGGUACGGGUAAAACAGAAUCAGUUAAAGAUUUAGCAAAAGCCCUUGGUCUUCUUUGUGUGGUAACAAAUUGUGGUGAAGGCAUGGAUAGUUUAGCUAUUGGUAAAAAUUUAAAUGGUUUAUGUCAAAGUGGUGCAUGGGGAUGUUUUGAUGAAUUUAAUCGAAUUGAUGCAUCUGUAUUAUCAGUUAUAUCAUCACAAUUAAAAACAAUUCAACAAGGUCUUAUUGGUAAAGUAAAACGCUUCGUAUUUGAAGGUACUGAAAUUGGUCUUGAUUCACGUGUUGGAACAUUUAUUACAAUGAAUCCUGGUUAUGCUGGACGAACUGAAUUACCAGAAUCAAUUAAAGCUUUAUUUCGUCCUGUUGUUGUUAUUGUACCUGAUUUACAACAAAUUUGUGAAAUUAUGCUUUUCUCUGAAGGAUUUUCUUUAGCAAAAAUGUUAGCUAAGAAAAUGGUUGUUUUAUAUAAAUUAUCUCGUGAACAAUUAUCUAAACAAUAUCAUUAUGAUUUUGGACUUCGAGCUUUAAAAUCAGUUUUAGUUAUGGCUGGAGAAUUAAAACGAAAUUCGUCAGAAUUACCAGAAGAUAUUGUAUUAAUGCGUGCUUUACGUGAUAUGAAUAUGCCGAAAUUUGUUUAUGAAGAUGUACCAUUAUUUCAAGGAUUAAUUACUGAUCUAUUUCCGGGUUUGAAAUGUGAUCGUGUUACAUAUCCAACAUUUGAUAAAGCUGUACGAGAAUCAAUUGCUCAUAUGAAUAAUGUUGUUGAUGAAGUACAAGUUGAUAAAGUUGUACAAUUAUAUGAAACAAUGAUGACACGACAUUCAACUAUGGUUGUUGGACCAACUGGAGGUGGAAAAUCAACAGUUAUUAGUACUUUAGUUCAAGCACAAACUAGAAUGGGUUUACCAACAAAAGUUUAUACAUUAAAUCCGAAAGCAUGUUCAGUUAUUGAAUUAUACGGUUUUCUGGAUACAGCAACUCGUGAUUGGACUGAUGGUUUAUUAUCAAAUAUAUUUCGUGAAAUUAAUAAACCAACCGAUAAAAAAGAACGUCGAUAUAUUCUAUAUGAUGGUGAUGUUGAUGCACUUUGGAUUGAAAAUAUGAAUUCCGUUAUGGAUGAUAAUAAACUUUUAACAUUAGCUAAUGGUGAACGUGUUCGUUUACAAUCACAUUGUGCUAUGUUAUUUGAAGUUGGUGAUCUCCAAUAUGCUAGUCCAGCUACUGUUUCACGUUGUGGAAUGGUUUUUGUUGAUCCGAAAGAUUUGAAAUAUCGUCCAUUCUGGACACGUUGGUGUAACUUACGUGAUAAAAAAGAAGAACAAAAAUGUCUUAGUCAUUUAUUCGAUAAAUUUGUUCCAUCAUUAAUUACAUCAAUCUUAGAAGAUACUAUCGAUGGUAAACAAGGUGAAAAAAAACAAAUUAUUCCAUUAACAAAUUUAAAUAUGACAAGUCAAUUAUGUUAUAUGCUUGAAAGUCUUCUUCAACCAUAUGAAAAUAUAAGUGAUGCACUUGACGAUACUAUUUAUACAUGUUAUUUUCUUCAAGCACUUUAUUGGUCACUUGGUGCUGGUUUAACAGAACAAGCACGUGUUGCAUUUGAUGCACAAGUUAAAUCUCUUGCUUCAAUGAGUUCAGUUGAUGAAGGAUCUGAUGGAACUGCAAAAUUUGAUGAACUACCAACACAUGAAGCAACAUUAUUUGAAUAUUAUUUCGAUGCUUCAAAAGAAUGUUGGAUAUCAUGGAAAAGACUUGUACCACAAUAUGUACAUAAUCCUGAAAGAAAAUUUUAUGAAAUAUUAGUUCCAACAAUUGAUACAUGUCGAAGUGAUUGGUUACUUCAAUUAUGUUAUCGUAUAAAAAGACCAGUUUUAUUUGUUGGUGAAUCGGGUACAUCAAAAACAGCAACGAUUUAUUCAUUUUUAAGAAAAUUAAAUUCAGACCAAAAUCUUUUACUAAAUAUAAACUUUUCAUCACGUACAUCAUCAAUAGAUGUUCAAAGAAAUUUAGAAUCAAAUGUUGAAAAACGAACUAAAGAUACAUUUGGACCACCACCAGGAAAAAAAUUAGUUGUAUUUAUUGAUGAUUUAAAUAUGCCAAAAGUUGAUACAUAUGGUACACAACAACCAAUAGCACUUUUGAAACUAUUACUUGAAAAAGGUGGAAUGUAUGAUCGAGGAAAAGAUUUAAAUUGGAAGAAAUAUCAAGAUAUGAUAUUUGUUGCUGCUAUGGGCAAACCUGGUGGUGGAAGAAAUGAUGUUGAUCCAAGAUUUAUUUCAUUAUUUAAUGUAUUCAAUAUAACAUUUCCAUCUGAAGAAUCACUAUUUCUUAUUUAUAAUUCAAUUCUUGAAGGACAUUUACAAACAUUUAGUAAAGAGGUACAAGAUGUUGCACCAAUAUUAACUCGAUUAACAAUGGAACUUUAUCAUUCAAUUCUUGAUGCACUUCCACCAACACCAUCAAAAUUUCAUUAUAUAUUUAAUCUUCGAGAUUUAAGUCGAAUAUUUAAUGGCUUAGUUUCAACAACACCUGAACGUUUUCAAACAGCUGCUCAAAUGACACGAGUUUGGCGUAACGAAUGUUUACGCGUACUUUAUGAUCGUUUAAUUGAUAUAACAGAUCGAAAAUUUAUUGAUGAAAAAUUAGUAAGUUUAAUCAAUGAUCAACCAACAUUAAAACCUCAUAGUGAAGUUAUAUUUCGUCAACCAUCACUUUUUGGUGAUUAUCGAACGGCACUUGAUGUUGGUGAAGCUAAAAUUUAUGAAGAUAUUCAAGAUUAUGAUGCAGCUAAAGCAUUAUUUGACGAAAUUCUUCAAGAAUAUAAUGAGCAAUAUACUCGUAUGAAUUUAGUUCUAUUUGAAGAUGCACUUGAACAUUUAACACGAAUUCAUCGUGUAAUACGUAUGGAUAAAGGAAAUGCAUUAUUAGUUGGUGUUGGUGGUAGUGGAAAAGCUUCAUUAACACGUUUAGCAACAUUUUCAGCUGGUUGUGAAAUAUUUGAAAUAAAACUUAGUCGUGGUUAUAGUGAAACACAUUUUCGUGAAGAUUUAAAAAUUCUUUAUAAUAAACUUGGUAUAGAAAAUAAGAAAAUUGUUUUUAUGUUUGGUGAUCAACAUGUUGCUGAAGAAGGAUUUCUGGAAUUAAUUAAUAAUAUGUUAACAACUGGUAUGGUACCUGCACUAUUUGCUGAUGAAGAACGGGAAGCUAUUAUUGGAAAUAUUCGAGAUGAAGCUAUGAAAAAUGGUGCUAGUCCAGCUAAGGAAAGUAUUUGGCAAUAUUUUGUUACAAAAUGUUCGAUUAAUUUACAUGUGGUUUUAUGCAUGUCGCCAACAGGUGAUACCUUACGUACACGUUGUCGAAACUUUCCAGGUUUGAUUAAUAAUGCUAUAAUUGAUUGGUUUCUUCCUUGGCCUGAACAAGCUCUUUAUGCUGUAUCAACUUCAUUAUUAUCUGAAGAUAAUGAAUUUAUUCCCAAACAACAUCGUCAAGCUAUUGUAACACAUAUGGUUAUGGUUCAUCAAUCUGUCGAACAUUAUAGUGAACAAUUUGCUAAGAAACUUCGUCGUCAUAAUUUUACAACACCAAAAAAUUAUCUCGAUUUUAUUUCAACAUAUUUAAAAUUAUUAGAACGAAAAAAUAAAGAAAAUUUAGCACAACAACAACGUCUUGCUGGUGGUUUAGAAAAAAUAGAUGAAGCACAAGUUGAAUUAAAAGAACUUGAUGCACGUUUACAAGUACAACGAAAAGAAGUAUUAAAACGUUCUGAAGAAUGUCAAAAAUUACUUGCUGUAAUAGCUGAAAAAACAGCAUCAGCACGUGAAAUGGAAGGUGAAGCAAUUGAAAAGAAAAAACAACUUGAUGUUAAACAAGCUGAAAUUAGUGUGAAAAAAGGAGAAGCUGAUAUUGAAUUAGCUGCUGCUUUACCAGCAUUAGAAGAAGCUCGAAAAGCUGUUAAAGAAAUAACAAAUAAUCAAGUAGCAGAAAUUCGAGGUUUUAAACAACCAGCUGUUCCUGUAGCUACUGUUUGUCGUUCAGUUCUUGCUAUUUUACGACCACAAAGUGCUGAUACAUGGGCUGAAUGUCAAGCAAUGAUGGCUGAUGUUGGAUUUUUAAAACUAUUACUUGAAGUUCCUAUUGAAAAAUUAUCACAAUCAACGGAAAGAAAAUUACGUACAGUACUUGAAAUGCUUGAAGAGAAUCUUUUAAAAGAAGUUAAUAAUGUUAUACCAGAUCCUGAUAAGAAAAAUGAAUAUUUAAUUGAAUUAAUGAAAAAGAAAUCACAAGCUGGUGCUGGAAUGCUUAAAUAUUCAUUGAAUGUUUUAAAUUGUGUUCGAGUUUAUCGUGUUGUUAAACCCAAAUCUGAUUUAGUCAUAAGAUUACAAGCAGAAGCAAAACGAGCAACAGAUGAAUUAAAUAGUACUCAACAACAAAUUAGUGAUUUACAAAAAACAUUAGCAGAUUUAAAUAAAACUUAUGAAGAAGCUAUGGAGAAAAAACGAGUUAUUGAAGAAGAAACAGCAAUUAUGGAAAGACGAAAAAUUGCUGCUGACAAACUUAUUUCUGGUUUAUCAUCUGAAAAACAACGUUGGAAUAAUGACUUAGAAGAAUUAAAACAUAAAUUACGUCGUUUACUUGGUGAUACAUUAAUAUGUUCAUCAUUUCUUGCAUAUGUUGGUGCAUUUACAUUUGAAUUUCGUCAUGAAUUAUUACGUGAAUUAUGGGAAAAAGAUUUAUUAGAAAAAGAAGUUCCAUUAUCUCAACCAAUACGUUUAGAUGAAUUAUUAACAAGUGAUGUUGAAAUAUCGAAAUGGUCAAGUGAAGGUUUACCACCUGAUGAAUUAUCUGUACAAAAUGGUAUAUUAACAACACAAUCAAGUCGUUUUCCAUAUUGUAUUGAUCCUCAACAACAAGCAUUAAAAUGGAUAAAAAAACGUGAAGAAAAAAAUAAUUUAAAAAUUUUAACAUUUCAUGAUAGUGACUUUUUAAAACAUUUGGAAAUGUCAAUUAAAUAUGGUUUUCCACUAUUAUUUCAAGAUUGUGAUGAAUAUAUUGAUCCUGUUAUUGAUAAUGUUUUAGAAAAGAAUGUUCGAGGUGUUGAAGGACGACAAUUUGUUGUUCUAGGUGAUAAAGAAGUUGAUUAUGAUCCAUCAUUUCGUCUUUAUUUAACAUCUAAAUUACCAAAUCCACGUUUAACACCAGCACAUUUUGGAAAAUCAAUGGUUAUUAAUUAUACAGUUACAUUAAAAGGUCUUGAAGAUCAAUUACUUGCUGUUAUUGUUAAAAAUGAACGACGAGAAUUAGAAGAACAACGUGAACGUCUUAUACAAGAAAUGUCAAUAAAUAAAAAAUUAUUAAAAGAUCUUGAAGAUGCACUUUUACGUGAAUUAUCUACUUCAACCGGUAAUAUGUUAGAUAAUGUUGAAUUAAUAUCAACAUUAGAUGAAACGAAAUCCAAAGCUGAUGAAGUUAAUGAAAAACUACGUUUGGCAUCAAAAACAUCAAAAGAUAUUGAAAAACUUCGUGAUGGUUAUCGUCCAGCUGCUAAGCGUGGUGCUAUUCUAUUUUUUGUUCUCUCAGAAAUGUCUCUUAUUAAUACAAUGUACCAAUAUUCAUUAACAAGUUAUCUUGAUGUAUUUGAAUUUUCUUUACGUAAAUCAAUACCUGAUGCAAAUCUUGAACGUCGUUUAAAAAAUAUUAUGAAUACAUUAACAUUAAAUGUAUAUAAUUAUGGUUGUACGGGUAUAUUUGAAAAACAUAAAUUAUUAUUUUCAUUUGAUAUAACAAUAAAACUUGAACAAGAUCGUGAAAAUUUAGCACAAGAUGAACUAGAUUUUUUUAUUAAAGGAAAUUUAUCAUUAGAAAAAUCAAAACGUAAAAAACCAUACUUAUGGAUAUACGAUCAAUCAUGGGAAGAUUGUGUAAGAUUAUCAAGAGAUUUUAGUCAAUUUGCUACUUUACUCGAUGAUAUUGAACAUAAUGAACAAGCUUGGAAAAAGUGGUUCGAUAGUGAUGCACCAGAACAAGAAGAACAUUUUCCAAUGGAAUAUGGUCAACGUUGUACUGCAUUUCAAAAUUUAAUGUUAUUAAGAUGUUUUCGAGUUGAUCGUAUUUAUUUAGCUAUAACACAAUAUGUUACGAAAAUUAUGGGUGAUCAAUUUGUUACACCACCUGUUAUUCAUUUUGAAGCUAUUUGGGAACAAAGUACACCAUUAUCACCAAUUAUAUUUAUUUUAAGUCCUGGUAGUGAUCCAACAACUGAUUUACUUAAAUUAGCUGAACGUACAGAAUUUGGUGUUGGAAAAGUUAAAUUAUUAGCUAUGGGUCAAGGACAAGAAAAGAUUGCAAUUAAUCUAAUGGAACAAGCUGUUAGUCGUGGUUAUUGGUUAAUGUUACAAAAUUGUCAUUUAUUAGUUAAAUGGUUAGUUGAAUUAGAAAAACAUUUAGAUAAAUUAGCCAAACCACAUCCAGAUUUUCGUUUAUGGUUAACAACUGAACCAACACCAAAAUUUCCAAUUGGUAUAUUACAACGUUCACUCAAAGUUGUUACUGAACCACCUAAUGGCUUAAAACUUAAUUUACGUAAUACAUACUUUAAAAUACCUGGUCAAGCAUUUAAUGAUUGUCCAAGUGAUGCAUUUCAAUCGUUGGUAUUUGUUUUGGCAUUUUUUCAUGCUGUUGUACAAGAACGUCGAAAAUAUGAUAAAAUUGGUUGGAAUGUUUCAUAUGAUUUUAAUGAAUCAGAUUUUCGUGUUUGUAUGCAAAUUCUUGAUACAUAUUUAAGUAAAGCUGUUGCUAAUAAUGAUCCAAAAAUUCCAUGGGGUUCAUUAAAAUAUUUAAUUGGUGAAGUUAUGUACGGUGGUCGUGCUAUUGAUGAUUUUGAUCGACGUGUUUUACGUACAUAUAUGGAUGAAUAUAUGGGAGAUUUUAUAUUUGAUACAUUUCAACCAUACUAUUUUCAUCGUACAGAAGAUGUUGCUUAUUAUAUUCCAACAGCUAAUCAAGAACAAGCAUCAGCAGCUGGAUUACCAAUUAAAGAAACGGCACUAGAAUACAUCGAAUCAUUACCAUUAACAAAUACACCGGAAGUAUUUGGUUUAAAUCCGAAUGCUGAAAUUGGUUAUUAUACAAAAUCGGCAAGAGAUAUGUGGGAACAAUUAAUUGAAUUACAACCUCAAUCAGGUGAAGCAACUGGUGGAAUGAGUCGUGAUGAAUAUAUUGAUAAUACAGCAGAUGAUAUAUUAAAACGUAUACCAUCAGAAUAUAAUACAACCAAAGUUUGGAAAAAAUUUGGUGGUGAAGCUAUAUCACCAACAUCUGUUGUUUUAUUACAAGAACUUGAUCGUUUUAAUAAUUUAACAAUGACAAUGUCAAAAUCAUUAACAACAUUACGACGAGCAUUAAAAGGUGAAGUUGGAAUGUCAAAUGAAUUAGAUGAUUUAUCUCGAGCACUUUAUAAUGGACAAUUACCACCAAUGUGGAGACGUUUAACACCAGCAACAAAGAAAAAUCUAGCAACUUGGAUGGAUCAUUUUCUUCGUCGUAAUCGACUUUAUAGUGGAUGGAUUGAUGAUGGUGAACCAAAUGUUGUUUGGUUAUCUGGUCUUCAUAUACCGGAAUCAUAUUUAACUGCACUUGUACAAGCAACAUGUAGAAAAAAUGGUUGGCCAUUAGAUAAAUCAACAUUAUAUACACAAGUUACUCAAUGGGAAACACAAGAAGAUGUUAAUGAACGGGCUCAUCAAGGUUGUUUUGUUACUGGUCUUUAUCUUGAAGGUGCAUCAUGGGAUGUACAUAGAAGUUGUUUAACAAGACAAAAACCAAAAGUACUUAUACAAGAAUUACCAGUUAUGAAAGUUAUUCCAAUUGAAUCCCAUAAACUUAAACUUCAAAAUACUUUUCGAUGUCCAGUAUAUGUAACAAGUGAUAGACGAAAUGCAAUGGGUGUUGGCCUUGUUUUUGAAGCUGAUUUAGCAACACAUGAACAUAUCACUCGUACACAACGUUUGACGAAUUCAAAUUUUCAAGAUGAUAUGUUGAAGUUACAUAAUAAUUAUCGUGCACGUCAUUGUGCACCACCACUUGUUAUAAGUCAACGGUUAAAUCAAAUAGCUCAAUCAUAUGCUGAACACUUAGCAGCAACGUCAACGUUCGAACAUAGUGGAAAUAAAUUUGGAGAUGAACCAUUAGGAGAAAAUCUAUAUAUGCAAUGGAUAUCUGCUGGUCGAGUAAAAGCUUCUGCAAGAGAUGCAAUGAAAAGCUGGUAUGAUGAAAUAUCAAUGCAUAAUUUUCAACGUCCAAAAUUUUCACCAAAAACGGGUCAUUUUACACAAUUAGUAUGGAAAUCAUCGAAAAAACUGGGUGUUGGAAUAGCUUACUCACCUAAUGGCCAUGAAAUUUAUAUGGUAACUAAUUAUUAUCCAGCUGGAAAUAUUAUGGGUCCAGGCAUGUUUGAAAAAAAUGUUUUACUACCGAAUUGCUAA